AUGAAUGAUGAGCUAUCAUCUGGUGAUGAUCAUAUUCAUGAUCAACAUGAAUAUCCUAUUGAUUAUGAAGACGAUGAUGAAGAUUUCAAGUUAUCUGAUCAUGAUUCUCUACAUAAUAUCCAUUUUGAAAUAAGCGAGAAUAGUAAUCUAAAUGGAGAUGCAGAAAACGAAAACGGGUUCAUUAACGAUGAGAGAGAUGAUAUUAUAGCCGAUGAUAAUAUUGAUUUACAGAAAGACCACAUCAAAACUAAAAUCAACUCAAUAGUUGAUUCAUAUGGUGCAACAUUAUCAAUGUAUAACAACUAUGAAUCAGAAGAAGGUUUUGAUGUCAGGCUUGGAACAAUUAGAACAACGAAAUCCGACAUUAUUACACAAUGA
Messenger RNA from Lactuca saligna, 378 nucleotides. Lineage: Eukaryota; Viridiplantae; Streptophyta; Magnoliopsida; Asterales; Asteraceae. The record is from the annotation of a GenBank genome assembly.